AUGCGACUGGAUACCCCAAUGUCAACAAAAAAGAACUUGGACCAGAACGACGUAACCGUUGCCGUCUCGGACAACGAGAGUCUGACCUCGGCAGCAUCCACCAACUCGUCCAAGGGCCUCUUGGGCGGCCCCCACAAUGGCAACGUCUUCGACGAAGCUACACCGAUCCUGGACUCGGAAUCGCGACCUUCGCGAAUGGUGAUUAUACUAGCGUUGGCGUCGUCGAUUUCGGGGUUCAUGUUUGGCUACGACACGGGGUACAUAUCUUCGGCGUUGGUGCAAGUGGGCACUGACUUGUCGGAUAAGCUCUUGACGAACGGGGAGAAGGAGUUUAUAACCUCGGCGACGUCGUUGGGCGCGCUACUAGGUGCCAUUCUUGGUGGACUUCUCGCCAACUAUGUGGGAAGGAAAGGUGUUUUAUUGGGCUCAAAUGUGAUAUUUGUGGUGGGGACUAUUGUUCAGCUUGUUUCGAAAACAGUGUGGUGCAUGAUUGCCGGCAGGUUCAUCUUGGGGUGGGGGGUGGGCAUUGCGUCGUUGAUUGCCCCGCUUAUGCUUUCGGAGCUCGCUCCCUCCAAGUACCGAGGAAGACUAAUUGUCACCAACGUCAUGUUUAUCACUGGGGGCCAGUUGGUUGCCUAUUUCAUCAACUGGGGGUUGACGCGAGUUGCGCACGGAUGGAGAGUUUCGGUGGGGUUGUGCAUGGUGCCGCCCGUUAUCCAGUUUGUGCUAUUCUGGUUCUUGCCAGACACACCGAGAUUCUACAUUAUGAAUGGCGAAGUUGUAAAAGCCAAAGAUGUGUUGAGGAAAAUCUACAACAACCCAUCCGAAGCAUUCAUUGACGCCACCGUCGACGACAUGAUCCGCUCUGACUCGACAGUUCCUGGCCACAAUGCUUUCCAAAAAGCAUGGAAGUCGCUCAAGAUUAUCCAUACCACCCCUGGAAACUUUAGGGCUUUGAUACUAGCAUGUGGACUUCAAGGUAUCCAACAGUUUACCGGUUUCAACUCGCUAAUGUACUUUAGCGCAACUAUAUUCGAGACCAUUGGGUUCAAAAAUCCCACCGCCGUGUCCAUCAUCAUCUCAGCAACGAAUUUUGUCUUUACCGGCAUCGCUCUCUGCAUCAUUGACAAAGUCGGCAGAAGAAGGAUCUUGCUCGUUGGUAUGCCAUGCAUGUGCGCAUCCUUGGUUGUUUGCGCCGUAGCAUUCCAUUUCUUGAACAUUGAUUUUUCCAGCGGCAUGCAGAUAGUCUCGAGAGGCAUCAACGGAUGGGGCAUUGUGGUCAUUGUCGGAAUGAUUCUCUACGUUGCAUCCUACGCCAUUGGAAUCGGCAAUGCAGCAUGGGUGGGCGUCGAGCUUUUUUCAGACGUCAAUGUGCGUGCCAUUGGCGCAAUGUUUGCCUCUGCCACCAACUGGACUGGCUCAUUAGUGGUGGCAUCUACUUUUUUAACCAUGUUGGAGAAUAUUACACCCACGGGCACGUUUGCCUUCUUUGCCGGCUUGUGCUUAAUUUCAUUCUUCUUUGUCUACUUCUUGCUUCCCGACACCGCCGGGUUGGAGUUGGAGGAAACAACAAACUUUUUGGCCAACGGAUUCAACGUGAAACAGUCGGUCGAGCUAUCAAAGUUGAGGAAGAAACAGUCCAAGUACACAAAUGAUGCAUCCCCAUAA
Lodderomyces beijingensis is the source of this 1668-nucleotide messenger RNA. The record is from the annotation of a GenBank genome assembly. NCBI's taxonomy places the organism in Eukaryota, Fungi, Ascomycota, Pichiomycetes, Serinales, Debaryomycetaceae.